Messenger RNA from Polistes canadensis, 3408 nucleotides. RefSeq lists its product as uncharacterized. The record is from RefSeq and is a predicted model, not a curated record. NCBI's taxonomy places the organism in Eukaryota, Metazoa, Arthropoda, Insecta, Hymenoptera, Vespidae. The transcript is spliced from 8 exons. Bases 633 to 2483 code for a protein of 616 amino acids.
CAGACCAGUCCGGCUAGUCACUCGCGAGGGGAAGGGUCGUUCGUUGCGUUGCCUUGUUAUCAUACCCCCUCCAUCAAUUUCUUAUUUGCACCGUUUCGAUACACUAGCUUGUUCGUUAGCCUGCGUCCGGUAAAACCAGACGCAGGGUCAACAGAUAAAGUAUAUCUAAUGCAUAGUUUAUGGUAUUAAAGUGAGAGAGUGAAUAUCUUAGCUUCGCUAAAAUUUGUAAUAUUGUAAUUGUUUUUUUUAUUAGAAAAGUCAACAGACAAUAUCAAAGUUGAAGUAGUACUUGCUGUGUUUAACGGUCUACCAAUUUUAUUUUACAUUGAAUUUGAGUAUACAUAGUAUACAUACAUAUAGCAUACUUAUAUAUAUAUAUAUAUAUAUAUAUAUAUAUAUAUGUCGUUCGCGAUAUAAAAUCAAAGUGUUCCUUUAGUUUUCUUUCGUUUCGUCUCACGCAAAUGCGUACACUUGUGUGCCCUUUUUUGAUGUGGAGGGAAUGCUGACGCUGCAACAUCUUUCAAUACGAAGGAUCAACCGAAAAUGAUGGGGUCGAAACGACGACGUAUCAGAAUAAGACGAGGACCGCUAACAUAAUCGAUUUAUUAUAGCGCGUCAAGUAGAAAAAUAAAAUGAUGACCGCCAUGGCCAGGUUGCCUUGUAAGCAAUCCUCGCCCUCGCAACAGCAAAGAGUAAAUAAUUUUGGAAAUAGUCGUAAUACUUAUUGGGAUAUGCAAGCUAGGCAUCCAACGCCACCUUAUGUUAGAAAUCAUCAUCGGCAUGUUGAUCACACAGGAAAACGUAAAAGUGCGGUGGAAUUAUUACAAGAAACAAAAGCAUUUUACGUGAAAAGCGAGACUGUCUUGGACCGGAAACAGGAACUCAAGAAUAGCGGUCAUCUUCAAGUAUCUCAGUUGAGUGCACCUAGUGCACCACCUAGGUUACUUAGGAAAUGUGGAAAUACAGCUGUACCGUGCUCGAUACAAUCACCCUCUCAAUCACAAAUAUCUAACGCUGUAACACCACCCUGUUGUUGGGCCACGUGUCACGAUCAGGAUAGAACAGAUGGGAUUUUGAGUCCUCAACAAACACUGCCACCCGCGCUGCCACCAAAGAGCCCACGCUUAGUCCCUGUUCCGCAGCGGCGCACUAUUUCAGGGCCACCAAGUGCUACGAGCGGGGAUCAAUUGCAGACAAAAUUACGGAGAUUACUCAACACUGAUAGCAAGGAGAACGUCUUCUUCCCGGAAAGCCCAACACAGGCUUGUCUUCAAACGACGAACGGUCCCACACGCGAAGAAAAGUUCAGAUAUUCACCCGGGAGUUUAUCGCCUGGCUGCCGAGACGAUGAUCGUGCAUCGCAUUGCACACCACCGGACGUUCGGUUCAAGUUUGGUCGAAGUAAUUCACAUUCUCAUACGUCUGGUCCAGCCAGUAGAAAAUCUAAUACUUCCCCAUCAGCAGAGAACACGAUUUGUCAUAAAUCUUUGCCUGACCUUCAUACCAGUACACAUCGUCGAGCUUCUUUAUCACCGCGUACCUCGACCAAAUCAUCUGCUAAACAACAACCUGGACAUCAUCACGGGGUCAACAAUUGUCUAGAUUGCGAGACCAGUUCGGAUUAUUCCGAACAUAGUUUCAAACGUGACGCUAUUUGUUAUCGCAGUACGCGUCACAUCAGACGAUCGUUAGGCUCUGGUGGUGGAGAUGCAAGUAGUGUUCUAUCUUCCGGUGGCAGAACACAAAAAUCCUCUGGCUCGAGUAAAUUGAGCCAUGGCGCUACUGCAAGAGAUUCUGGUGGAUCCUCUGGACAUUAUACUCAUCGUAGCGAACCACCCCCAAGGUUACAGGAUUAUUGGACUCAUAUACGUAGAGACAGUGGUGCAUCGACUCAACAUUCAACCGAUAAAAACCGUUCAAGAAAGGGUAGUUACGCCAGUGGCACACCACCUUCCGUUGUGAGACAUUAUAGUCCUGAUACCGAAAGCAGUGAAAGCCAAACCGAUUACAGUCCUACUUUCAAUUCAAGAUUCUCAGAUGGUUGGAAGGAAGGACGCGGUAGGCCAAUUUUGAGAUCUAAAUCUGAUAUAAGUGAUCGUUAUUGGAGACAAGAUAAUGGUCGAACGAGCAAAUUAUCAGCACGCGCACCACGUUCGGUGACACAGUUGGAGAAUUUCUUUGAUCGUUUGGGUUUAGAUUCAGAUCAUUUUCAACUUAUCACUGAACCUGAUUCGAAAUCUUCCUCGCCUGUAUUCUUCGAUAGUGUUAGCUCAGUCGACUCGGCGUUAGGUCUUUAUUCAUGGAUUGGAAAUAAUCAGGCAAAUCAGGGUAGUAGUCAAUGGCAGAAUAAUAAUUGUAGCAUUGGCAUGGGUAAUGAUGAUUCUAAUCAAAGAGUUAACGAUCCACCAAGUAUCGUUGAACGAAAUGCUCGAAUUAUUAAAUGGCUUUGCCAAUGCCGCAAGGUACAGUUUGGUUACAGUUAAAUACUGUCAUUAUUCGCUUGCUAAAUUAUGAUAUUUUUUAAAGACUUUCAUUUUUAGAUACAAUCAUAUGUUUUUUCUCUUGAUGUUUUAUUAAUUAUUAAAAUGUUUCUUUUCUAUAUUGUUAAAAAGGUUAUUUUUUAUCGGCUUGUUUUUUUUAUAGAUUUGUUUUAAAUUGUAUGCCUUCAUCAAUUUGUUUUUUAUUUUUAUAUAUUAUUUUUUUUGUAAACAAAAGUUGUCCCAUUAGCAAUCCGUUAUUUAUUCAAUUAUUACUUUCUCAUUUUUAAUUCGUUGUUUCAAUUUUAUUAUAUUUUAUAUAUGAGAUAUUUUACAAUACUAAUUAGUAAAAAGUCAAGUAGAGAAAACGGGGCGGAAGUAAUUAAUUAUGAUGAGUUUUACUUCGUAACAGUUAUUUUCUGUUGGUAAAGUCUUUAUCGAAGAAAUUGCAGUUACUAUUUUGUAAGUAAUAGAAAUGAGAUCUAAGAAAAUGAAUUUUUUGAUUCAUUUUUUCUAUGUAUAUAUUUGAAGAGUUUAAUUGAUAUGUUUUUUCUUUUUUACUUCAUACACAUGCACAUAUACAUCAUGCAUACAUACAUACAUACAUGUAUAUGCGUGUAUGCAUGCAUCGAUUUGUGUGCGUGUAAUUUUUUGUUCAUUACAAGAAGUUCUUUCUUUAAAAUAUACAAAUUCGUUAUAGUUUUUUAGCGUUAUUAAUCUUGUAAUGAGUCUAUGAUAUGUUAUGAGAGUGUUUUUCCUCAUAUAUAUCGAAAAAAACUUAUUAAAUCUAAUUACGCAAAUAUAAAAAGCGUAGUUAGUGUGAUCCAUUCAGUUACACGUUGUUUGUUACAAAAUUGAAAGAUUAUUGGUCGAUUCUAAGGAAAAAAAAGAGAAAAAAAAAAAAAGAAAAAAGGGAUAAAAGGAGCUUGAA